UAGUGAUUUUUCUCAUUAACACAGAGCCUUUAGUAACUUCCCAGAGCAAUAAUUAUGGAGUUGCAUCACCUUCCUGUAUCAGAAACACAGCACUAAUUAAUGUGAUAUGAAUUGCUUAAAUUAAUCUCAUUCUUUUUUAAGCACUUUGUGAAAGAGGAGCUGAAUAAAUUUGUUUCACCUUUGAGGCUGGAUCUUGCAGACACUGAAUUUUCUGUGAGCAGUCACUUGUCUGAAAUGAUUCACAGGGGGUUGCAGCAGUGCUGGAGUAGUUAAGAGCCAACUGACAUAUUUAAUUCUAAAACUUCCCGCUGAGCCUGUGCCCAAAUCAUGGGCAGACAGUGCAUUUUUUUUUAAUGUUUCUGUUGUCCUGAGCUGCAUUUCAGUGGAAUGUAGGAAUAUGCAAAAUCCUGUUAUAUUGGGUCAGAGCAGUGAAACACUCCUGAUGCCAGUCUUGGCACUCCUUGAAAUCACUGGUAUUUUGGAGUCUAGGACAUGGGAAGUAUUUUACUUUCUAGUAAAGUGGUGUGGAAUCACACUGAGGAAAACAUGAAUGGGAGCUUUGAGUCCUGUCCAGUGACAUUCCUGGAUGUACAGAGGUGCUGCAGGCAGGGAACUCUUUGAAACCAAAUGCUCCUCUUUGGUCACAUUUCUGAAUAGUUUGGAUUUUAUGAUAAAUCCUCUGUACAGAAGAAUGAGCAAAGAUGCUAUAGUGAUUUUUUUUUUUUUUAACUUAAGAAGAUUGGAAAACUGUUACCCAACAGUGUGUCCUUGAUCUCUGCAGGGUGAGAAUUAGAUGGAAAGUGAUCCUUCAAAUUUAUUGUGCUGUACUUUGCAAGUAAAGAGGCUUGAAAAUGGUAUAGUGCAUAGAUACAAGUUAUGCUUUCAUAAAUUUACACGAAUAAAACUUGGUUUGCAUAGUUUGUUCAGAGUUUUCAUUUUGCACACAGCGAAACAGCUCUGUGCCAGGGUUAGGAGGAACACGAUGGACCCACCCUGAGCCCUGGAUUCCUGCAUGGGGAGCUGUGCACACACACGGGAUUCCUUUGGGAUGUAGCAUGGAUACAGAUGUUAAACUGUUUAUGUUUGCUGUGGUACAGCCCUUCAGAAGGGGUGCAUGAAACACAUGUCAGAACUGCAGCCAGUGAUGUGCAUUACCUGUCUAACAAGCAGCUUUUCUUCUGUUUAUAUUAUAUUUUAUGCAGUCCUUCAGGUGAUGGUCUGUGCUCUGUUAAUGCAAGUCAUAAAGCAGCCAAAUAACCUUGCUUGUUCUUCCACAGCCAGUUCCAGGUGCUACAGUGAACAAAGUCCCAGUACUGUAGCUGAAAUAAAAAGUCUCCAUGUGUUGCAAGGUAGUUCCCUGGUAACAUUUAAAUCCUGUCUUGCAGAAAUAAAGAAUUAAGCAGACGGAGAUUACAAUUGUCACCUGGUUUUAUUGAAGAGGUGUAGUUCAACAUAUUCAAAACCUGUUAUGCAAAUGCCCAGCACCCCAGGGUUUGUGGGAUACAAUCCAUACAGCCAUCUGGCCUACAACAACUACAGGCUGGGAGGGAACCCGGGCACCAACAGCCGGGUCACGGCUUCCUCUGGUAUUACCAUUCCCAAGCCCCCCAAACCCCCAGACAAGCCCCUGAUGCCCUACAUGCGGUACAGCCGGAAGGUCUGGGACCAAGUGAAGGCGUCCAAUCCUGAUUUGAAGUUAUGGGAAAUUGGCAAGAUUAUUGGAGGAAUGUGGCGAGAUCUCACUGAUGAAGAGAAGCAAGAGUAUUUGAAUGAAUAUGAAGCUGAAAAGAUCGAGUACAACGAGUCCAUGAAGGCCUACCACAACUCCCCUGCCUACCUGGCCUACAUCAACGCCAAGAGCCGCGCCGAGGCCGCGCUGGAGGAGGAGAGCCGGCAGAGGCAGUCGCGCAUGGAGAAGGGGGAGCCCUACAUGAGCAUCCAGCCCGCCGAGGACCCCGACGACUACGACGAUGGGUUCUCCAUGAAGCACACGGCCACGGCGCGGUUCCAGCGCAACCACCGGCUCAUCAGCGAGAUCCUCAGCGAGAGCGUGGUGCCCGACGUCCGCUCCGUGGUCACCACGGCCAGGAUGCAAGUCCUGAAACGCCAGGUUCAGUCCUUAAUGGUUCAUCAGCGUAAACUCGAAGCUGAGCUGCUGCAGAUUGAGGAGCGUCACCAGGAAAAGAAGAGGAAGUUUUUGGAAAGCACAGAGUCCUUCAACAACGAGCUUAAAAGGUUAUGCAGCCUGAAGGUGGAAGUGGAUAUGGAAAAAAUUGCAGCUGAGAUUGCCCAGGCUGAGGAACAGGCUCGCAAGAGGCAGGAGGAAAGGGAAAAGGAAGCAGCUGAGCAAGCCGAGCGCAGUCAGAACAACCUGGCAGCUGAGGAGGAGCAGGCAGCCAGCAAGGGGGAGGAGAAGAAGGAAGAGGAGAGCACUCCGAUGGAGACAGAGGAGCCUCACGCGGAGGAGAGCGCGGAGAACCAGCAGAACGGUGAGGAGGGGACCUCCACCCCCGAGGACAAGGAGAGCGGGCAGGAGGGCGUGGACAGCACGGCCGAGGAGGGGACCAGCGACAGCAACACGGGCUCGGAGAGCAACAGCGCGACCGUGGAGGAGCCGCCCGCAGACCCCACGGCCGAGGAGGGCGACAAGAAGGAAUAA
This is a messenger RNA of Pipra filicauda (Wire-tailed manakin), 2659 nucleotides long. It is a transcript of the gene SMARCE1, whose product is annotated as SWI/SNF related, matrix associated, actin dependent regulator of chromatin, subfamily e, member 1. Lineage: Eukaryota; Metazoa; Chordata; Aves; Passeriformes; Pipridae. Gene Ontology annotation, cellular component: SWI/SNF complex. Gene Ontology annotation, molecular function: nucleosomal DNA binding; nuclear receptor binding. The transcript is spliced from 9 exons. The record is from RefSeq and is a predicted model, not a curated record. Gene Ontology annotation, biological process: negative regulation of DNA-templated transcription. The coding region runs from base 1469 to 2659 and encodes 396 amino acids.